Messenger RNA from Nymphaea colorata (pocket water lily), 2792 nucleotides. RefSeq names its product probable leucine-rich repeat receptor-like protein kinase At2g28990. The transcript has 14 exons. NCBI's taxonomy places the organism in Eukaryota, Viridiplantae, Streptophyta, Magnoliopsida, Nymphaeales, Nymphaeaceae. Gene Ontology annotation, molecular function: protein kinase activity; ATP binding. Bases 209 to 2713 code for a protein of 834 amino acids. The record is from RefSeq and is a predicted model, not a curated record. Gene Ontology annotation, biological process: protein phosphorylation.
GAGUCGUUCUCGUUAUCCGACUCUGUUAGUUGUUCUUAUUGUUCUUCUUGGCCCCGCAGUAGCUGGCAUCAAUGAAGGGCAAGGAUCGAUUAGCCUUGAUUGUGGUCUGCCGGAUAAUGCAAGCUACGCCGACGAUUUGGGCUAUCUUUACUUUUCCGACGCCAGCAGUAUAGACUCCGGGGAGGCAAAGCAGGUAUCCUCCGGGUUCAUGGGCAGCCCGAGGCUGUACCGGACACUCAGAAGCUUCCCCGUGUACCAGAAGAACUGCUACACCUUGGCGCCUGCGGUUGAGGGCCAAAGGUACUUGGUUCGGGCCUACUUCAUGUAUGGCAACUACGACGGUCGGAACGUGCUGCCCAUUUUCGACGUCUAUCUGGGCGUUGACUUCUGGUCAACGGUGAGGCUGGAUAACGCCAGUCAUGUGUUUUGGACGGAGAUCACCACCAAAGCGACGACCACUUCCAUAAAUGUGUGCCUCGUUAAAACUGCCGACGGGAUUCCCUUCAUUUCUGGUUUGGAGGUUCGGCCGCUUGACGAUAUCCUGUAUGCAGACGCCAAUAACUCUACAUAUCUCAUCACUUACAAGCGAAUCAAUGCGGGAACUACUGAAGAAGCCAGCAUUAGCAGCAUUCAUAAAUAUGAACCUUUUUCUUUUAUUCGAAGCAACUCAGAUGAUGAUUAUGAUACAUAUGGAUCCCCAGUGAGCACCAACAUCACCAUAUCAUCAGGGCAAGGAUUCAAGUUACCAAGUUACGUCUGGAGAACUGCUGAAAACUCGUCGACUCCCAUGUUCAUAAGCUGGAGUGGGGAGACUAACGUUCAAUUCCACAUUUUCUUGUACUUCGCGGAAGUCGUGAAGCACGAGAAGAACCAAACAAGAAUUAUAUUUGUAGAGUUGAAUGGAGGACCAUUCUUCCGUCCAUUUCGUCUGGAAUAUGAUGGCGGGUCAAUGACCGUUUACACGAUAAAUCUAAAGUAUACAGAUGAGUACAAAUUUACCAUACGCGCGAUGGACAAUUCGACAUUCGGUCCAAUUAUAAACGCAUUUGAGGUCUACAAGGCUUAUGAUGUCAGCGGAAUUGCAACUUACAGUGAAGAUGUUGAUGCAAUCUUCCGAGUCAAGGCACACCAUCAGCUGAGGAGAAACUGGGGUGGAGACCCAUGCCUUCCCAAAAACAUCACAUGGGUUGGUUUGAACUGCAAAUAUAACAGCUCAAGGACUCCAAGAAUUGAUUUAUGCAAUGCAACCAAUUGUCUGCUUAAGUACCCAAAUGAUGAAACCAUUUUGUAUUGCAGGGAUCUCUCCAAUAGUGGUCUAAAUGGCACGAUAAGCACUGAUCUCUGCAAACUCACCUUGAUUUCAUACAUAAAUCUGUCAAGAAGUAAUUUGCACGGAUCGAUCCCUGAAUGUCUGGCAACGUUAACAAGUUUGACAGUUCUAGAUUUGUCAAACAAUGAUUUGAGUGGAAGUGUACCUGAUGCUUUGCAAGAAAAGAAGAAAGAGGAAUUGAUUGAUCUAAGGCUUGAUAACAAUCCCCAUCUAUGUCAAUGGGGUUCUAGUGAAGGCAAGAAAAAGUUUCCACUUGCACUGGUGAUAAGCAUUCCCAUUGCAGUUGUGGUAGUAUUGGUCACAUUUGGUGUUCUGAUUUACAAGUGCAGGAAAAGAAAACCAGGCAACAUUGAGCGAACAGAAGCAUCCGUGCCUCAACAACUUGGAACUUCAGGCCCUUCACCAGCAUUGGAAAAAAGGCAUGCAUUCACUUAUGCUGAGGUUGUCGCCAUGACUAAGAACUUCGCUCAAGUUAUUGGCAGAGGAGGUUCAGGAAUCGUGUACUAUGGUUGUCUUGAGAAUGGCUGUAAAGUUGCAGUCAAAAAAUUAAAUAAACGGUUCUUCCAUGGAGACAAACAAUUUGCAGCAGAGGUUAAACUGUUGAUGACUGUCCAUCACAGACAUCUAGUCUCUUUUAUUGGAUAUUGUACUGAAGCUGACAACAUGAUACUAAUCUGUGAAUACAUGUCUAAUGGAAACCUGCAAGAGCUACUUUCAGGCAAAGGAGACUUGUCAGCAACAUCAUCGAUGAUGUCAUGGAGAAGACGACUUCAAAUAGCAGUUAAUGCUGCAACAGGCUUGGAAUAUUUGCACUCAGGAUGCAGAACAACGAUAAUUCACAGGGAUGUUAAAACAACUAACAUCCUUUUGAAUGAAAAACUUGAAGCAAAGUUGGCAGAUUUUGGAUUAUGCAGGAGUGAAAGUCUUGAUGGAAAUACCCACAUAUCAACUGCUGUUGCAGGAACGCCAGGAUAUGUGGACCCUGAGUACUUCUCAACUAGCAUGCUUACUAUUAAGAGUGACAUCUACAGCUUUGGCGUUGUUCUCCUUGAGAUCAUAUCAGCGCGAUCUGCCAUAUCAACUUUGUCUGGACAUCGAGUUCAUAUAGUUGAUUGGGCAAAGUGCCUGCUCUCAGAGGGGAACGUCUCGGCCAUGAUUGACUGUAGGUUGGAAGUCCAUCUCAACAUCUACUCACUCUUGAAAGUUGUGGACCUUGCAAUACUCUGUACAUCGGAAAAGGGUGUCAUGAGACCCACAAUGGCAGAUGUUGUACAGCAACUCAAAGAAGCUCUAGAAAUGGAGACUUCAUCACAAGAAACUGUAACCCCUGAGAUGACUUCCUCCGCUACAGAGUCAUCCGUCCAUUGCUUACCACCAAGAUAACUUGUCAGUUUGAUGGAAUAUGAUACUGCAGACUUGCUAUACGCUUUCGGCUGAAGGGGUUUUAAGUAUUUAUACGAUA